Messenger RNA from Brassica napus (rape), 1724 nucleotides. RefSeq lists its product as uncharacterized. Bases 251 to 787 code for a protein of 178 amino acids. The record is from RefSeq and is a predicted model, not a curated record. The transcript is spliced from 2 exons. Lineage: Eukaryota; Viridiplantae; Streptophyta; Magnoliopsida; Brassicales; Brassicaceae.
UUCUCAUAAAUUUACACUCAAUAGGUACCAGAAGGCGCCUCGUGAGUUACGGGCAGCUAAAACGAAGGUGUGGUGGGACAUCAAAAGCUGCCCGGUUCCCGGAGGUUAUGAUCCUCUUCUUGUCCGUAGGAGUAUAGAAUCUGUCUUGUAUAAGAGAAAAUACCAUGGUCCUCUCACCAUCAUUGCCUUUGGCAACCUAGAAGACAUCCAUGUUGAAGUCCUGCGAGCCUACUCUGACACAUGCAUAAUUAUGAAACACGACCCGUUUUUUGAGUCUGCUUGUGCAGAUAUCCUAGGAUGUACAAGUAUCUCGACCAUUAUGAAGGAAAUGAGAAAUUGGAAAUACGUUAAUAUUUCAACCCCAGUGUUGUUCAUAUCCAAUCCCGAAUAUGCUUGCUACUUACAUUUCCAUAUGAAGGUUGGUGGAUCAAUGGGUGAUCGUGACAUUCUUCUCGCAUAUGAUUAUGAUCCUGACUUUAAACCUCCAAAUUUGACCUGGAAAGACUUACUUGAAGAUGCAAAGAUUGAUUGUGCUGGGAAGAGCAUUGAGGACACAGGUGAACCUGGCGGUGGUAUUUUUUGCGCAGUAUGCAUCACUUAUUGUGAAGGCGGUACCCGUGUUGAAGAUGGUGAUUUAACCACACAUCUCAGGAGUGAAACACGUGAAAUUGAAGUAAGCAUUAUCCUUCUUACUUCCUCUUAUUUGGUUUUUUGUAUCACAAACCAAUCUUUACUUGUCAACAGAUGUUUGGGAAGUUUUCUAAGACUCUAUUUGACGGCGAGUUGAGAUUAGCGUACAAGUGGGGUGCUUACCGUAAUAUACCUCUAGAAAAAAUUACUCAACUUCUGAGGAAUCACCCAGAGGCAAAUUUCUUUUUCUUUUUUCCCCAGAAACAAUGAAGCUUUAUUCUUUAAAUUUUGAAUUUGAUUGAAUUUUGAAUUAGAAUAAGAGAGUCCAAGGAGGGGAAGAUGAUUACAACCGAAUGAGCCUCUCUACCCAAGAGUAGCUCUGUCGCACUGUUAUGUACAUGAACGUACGAGAGACUUUGGAGAUGUUAAAGCAGCAGGAUGCAUAUCGUUUCUAGUUUUGUUGUCUCGUCGUGCUGCAAUGUACUUGAAUUUGAAUCUCCAAGAUCUGAGGAGUUUCUGUUGUUUUAUUGUUAUCUGCAUUUUCCUUCCUCCCAACUUCACUCUCUGAUUCUUACUUCCAACACAGAGAACUCUAUGCUCUGAACAUACUUAUUUUCUUUAGCUGUCAUGACUGUGGAACAUUCUUUGAGCUCUCUCUCUUCUUGCGCUUAUACUUGCAUGAUUUAUAAAACCAUUCCUGCAUCUCUAGCAAUUCGUGGCCAGCAAAGUUCAUCACACCCAUAACAGAUAGCAAACGUGCAUUCUGGUUCUUGACAAACUUGACAUCACAUUUUUAUCUCAUCACAACAGAUAUAUUUCCAUGUUUUUUUUCUCUAUCAUAUUUCUAUUCAAUACGUAGGUAUUUUUAAAAUCCUUUCUCCUCUACAGUUCAUAUAAAAAGAAUCAGAAAAUGGGGCCUGUUACGAAAGUCAACAAAAACAGAAGGAGCCGUAAUGUUUGAAAUUAUAAAAGAUGUGGGGCCCGCUGCACUAUUUGCACAGUAAAUUUCCUUCUAUAUAUACGAACGUUUGCGUUCGUUUGUAAACACACUAAAAACUCUUCUCUUCCCUUUAAUAAGAAACACUCUCUCUCUA